Morone saxatilis (striped sea-bass) is the source of this 2831-nucleotide messenger RNA. RefSeq names its product taste receptor type 1 member 3. Bases 1 to 2565 code for a protein of 854 amino acids. Gene Ontology annotation, molecular function: G protein-coupled receptor activity. Gene Ontology annotation, biological process: G protein-coupled receptor signaling pathway; sensory perception of umami taste; sensory perception of sweet taste. The transcript is spliced from 8 exons. NCBI's taxonomy places the organism in Eukaryota, Metazoa, Chordata, Actinopteri, Moronidae. Gene Ontology annotation, cellular component: membrane. The record is from RefSeq and is a predicted model, not a curated record.
AUGGCUGCACAUGUGAUUCUGCUGGUUUUGUGCUGUGCUUUUAGACAGAGCAACAGUGCGAGUACACCUGCAUGGUUCGACAACAUUUCUACCAGUCUCUUCAAUUUGUCUGGGGACAUUAUGCUCGGAGGACUUUUUCCCAUUAACCAGCUCACCAGCAACCUCAGUGAAAGGAUGGAGCCUGACAACAUUAGCUGUGACAGUUUAAAUGAGUAUGGACUGGGCCUCGCUCUAGUUAUGAAAUAUGCAGUGGAUGAGAUCAACGCAAACUCAAUUCUGCUCCCUGGCAUCAAGUUGGGUUAUGAAAUCUUUGACACAUGCAAACAAUCUGCUGUCAUCGUGAAGCCUACUAUCUCUUUCCUCACUGCAAAAUCGACCGAUGCGCUAUCUGUAGAGUGUAAUUACACCAACUAUGAGACCAGCAUAUCAGCCGUAAUCGGUCCUCUGACCUCAGAAAUGGUGUCAGUCAUAGGAAAACUCCUGGGAUUCUUUCUGAUGCCACAGAUUAGCUUCGGUGCCACCAGUGACAAAUUCAGUGACAAACUUCUCUAUCCGUCAUUCUUCCGCACGGUACCCAGUGACAAAUGGCAAGUAGAAGUCAUGGUGCGUCUGAUGAAGGUGUUUGAAUGGAACUGGGUGGCAGUGGUGGGCAGCGAAGAGGAGUAUGGACAACAAGGUGUGCAGGAAUUCUCCAAAAGAGCAGAAAAUGAGUCCAUCUGUGUGGCCUACCAGGGUCUGAUUCCAGUGUACACUGACCCCACACCAGCGGUCAAAACUAUCAUUGAUAAUAUCAACGCAACCAACGUCGGAGUGGUAGUGUUUUUUUCUCUCGCAGAGCCCGCUGUGGUCUUUUUCAAAGAGGUUAUCAGGAGGAAUGUAACGGCUGUGUGGAUCGCCAGCACAAGUUGGGGCAUCAGUAAUAAACUGACUUCUCUCCCCAAUAUCAACACAGUCGGUACAAUCCUUGCAUUCACUGACAUGACACAGACUCUGGGUCUGCUUACUGACUACACAGAGGAACUCUUCAGCAAACUGAGCGAGGAGAGCGAGAUGUCCCCUCCAGCACCAGAGUCUGGCAAUCCUCUUAGUCCCUGCCCACAAUGUUGGAACUUGUCAACUGCUAAUAUUAGCUUGGUGCAAGAUCCUGCAGUGCAGCGCACAGCUUUCAGUGUUUAUGCUGCCAUCUACAGUGUUGCACAGGCACUGCACAACCUGCUGGGAUGCAAUUCAACUGCCUGUGUGAAGGGAUCUGAAACCAAAAUCUAUCCCUGGAAGCUAUUGAAGGCUUUAAAGAACACGUCUGUAGACAUAAAUGGCACACAUUUAGAAUUUGACACAAAUGGCAACCCAAACAUCGGAUACAAUUUGGUUCAGUGGGUCUGGAAUGCCUCGCAUGUUGACUUCAUUGAAGUUGGAAGCUUUUACAGAGAACUAAACAUCAGCAAGCCCCUCUUCAAAUGGCACACUCCAAACUCAAAGGUUCCUGAGUCCACCUGUUCAGCACAAUGUGAGACAGGCCAGGUCCGCAGAGUCAAAGGUUUCCAUUCAUGCUGUUUCGAUUGUAUCGACUGUGUGCCAGGCACUUACCAGGAGAAUGAAGACGACAUUCAGUGUGCUAAGUGCCCUACGGGUCAGUGGUCUGAGGAAAAAAGCACUAACUGCACUUUACCCACCUUUGACUUUUUGUCCUGGGACACGCCUGAAGCUCUGGCAAUGACGCUGGCUGUGGUGCUGCUGUUAAUAUGUCAGGCGUCAGUAGGUGUUGUGUUCCUGAAACACCGGGGAACCCUAUUGGUAAAGGCCUCAGGGGGAGUCCUGAGUUUUGUGGCUCUGCUAAGUCUGAUGGGAGCUUGCCUCAGUCUGCUGCUCUUCCUGGGGCAGCCCGGGGAUGUGGUGUGUCGUCUUCAGUUGCCCCUCACCUCCAUUUUCCAAACAGUGGCCCUCGCCAUUAUUACGUCCAUCUCACUACAGAUAUUCUACGUGUCAGAGUUCCCAAAGACGGCUGCCUCUCACCUGCAUGUGCUAAGAGGCCCUGGAAGCGGUCUGUUUGUCGUGAUCUGCUGUGUUGUGCAUGCUGGUAUCUGUGGCUGGUAUGUUCAGGAAGGGCCAUCGCUGACUGAAUAUAUGGCGAAUAUGACAAUAAACUUUGUAAGAGAAUUCCUGACAUGUCCAGUGAAACCCUUGUCUGGAUUUGCCUUAUUGCAAGGUUUCAACAGUGCAUUGGCCCUCAUAUCAUUCAUGUGCACCUUCAUGGCAAUAAAGCCUCUUCAUCAGUAUAACCUUGCCAGGGACAUCACCUUUUCCUCCCUGAUCUAUUGUGUGAUUUGGGUGACCUUUAUUCCAAUCUACAUAGGCUUGAAUGUCAAGAACAGGUCUAUUGUCCAUGUUUCUUUCACCCUGGCAAGCAACUUGGGACUCCUGGCAGCCUACUACUUCCCAAAAUGCUUCUUGCUGUUGAGAAAGCCUGAGCUCAAUACAGCAGAACACUUUUGUACCUUCCUCGAGGGCGUCCCACCAACACCAGCUCAGGAGGAACCACAGACACAGACAGAGUCAGAGAAAUAAACUAAAAUGUACUUGUAAGAAAUAUAUAUAUAUAUACAUAUCAGGUAAAAUUUACAUUUGUAUGCUUUGUACGUGAAAAAGAUAACGUAUUAAUUAGUUUGUGAAUUUCACAAUUAACUAGCCUACAGUACAGGUUACAAAUACAUACAUUCACUAAGGUAGGGGUUGCUCAUGUAGAGUAGCAUAUAAAAAAUAGUGUAACUUUCGUAUAUUUUCAUUAUGAUUAUGGUUAUAUAGUUAUAUUGGUUAUAGUUAUAAUUAUGAUA